CGUUUCCGGUGGCCGGACAUAAUAAAUGGUAACACCGUCGUGAGAGUCGGAGGAAUUUUUUCUUUUUUUCCCCCUGCUCAGUCGAGAAACGACGGGAAGUACAGUACAAUGUAUGGUUGGGUUCUCAAACUUGUGGAGGACAAGCUAACCGUCUGACAGCCAAUGAGGACUGUUGCGGUCCUGGGAGGGGGCAUCGGGGGAUUGGCAGCAUCUUACUAUCUUUGCAAAAGCCCCCAGGUUGCUAAGGUCAUUUUACUGGAGUCCAGCAAUCGUUUUGGAGGUUGGCUGUGGUCCACCAGGAGGUCUGAUGGAGGGGUAUUUGAACAUGGGCCCAGAGGGAUUCGACCUGCUGGGGCAGUGGGGCGAAAUACCCUUAAUAUGGUGGAGGACCUUGGUCUUUCAGGAGAGAUACUGCCCGUCACCUACAGUCAUGAUGCAUCUAAGAACAGAUAUUUGUAUGUCAACAAACAACUUCAUAAGAUGCCUUCAGGAAUAAGUGGACUUCUCCGAACAGUGCCUCCUUUCUCACGCCCCCUGCUGUUCAGCAUCGCCACUGAGAUAUUUGUCAAGAAAAGCAAAGAGGAGGACGAAUCCAUCCAUUCGUUUGUGUCUCGAAGGCUUGGAAAAGAGCUUGCAGACAUUGCCGUGGACAGUCUGUGUCGGGGGGUGUUUGCAGGGGAUUGCCGCAAGUUGAGUGUGCGGUCCUGUUUUCCCGUUCUCUACAAUGCAGAACAGCGCAGAGGUUCCCUGACGCUCGGCAUGCUGCUGGGCUCUGGCCCUUCCCAAGUGGUUCCUCCUGGUCCCCUGAGCCAAAGAUCUGUUAAAGAGUCGUGGGCCCAGUGGUCCCUCAGAAGGGGGUUGGAGGAACUCCCAGAGUCCAUCACUGACUUUCUUCAAAGGAGCAGGAGGGUGCAGCUACACAGAGAGACACCUAUAAAAUGCAUCAGUUAUUCAGCUUCAGGUUGGACGAUCCAUUUGGAGGAUGGAACCAUAACAGCUGACCACAUCAUCUCUGCUUUGCCCGCUAAAGUACUCUCCUCUGUCCUGCCGUCCUCCUGUCAGCCGCUCAUCCAGAAGCUGCAGGACAUCUCCUGUGUCACUGUCGCUGUCGUAAAUCUGCAGUAUGAGGGCUCUGUACUUCCUGUGACAGGAUUUGGACACUUGGUUCCAUCAUCAGAGGAUCAAGGUUUACUGGGUGUGGUCUACGACUCUGUCCCCUUCCCUCAACACAACAGAUCUGAAGGACUCACAACGAGACUGACGGUGAUGAUGGGAGGCGCCUGGUUCCAAGAAGUCUUUGGCUCCCCAGAUGCAGUAACAGAGGAGCAGCUUUUAGAGCGAGCCACAGAGGCAGUGCGACUUCACCUGGGAGUCACCUCGGCGCCCAGCUGGAGUUGGGUUGCUCUGCAUAAGGAUUGUAUACCUCAGUAUUAUGAGGGGCACUUCCGUAGAGUUGAGAGCAUGCGCAGCUUCAUAAAGAACAACAGCCUUCCACUUUCACUGACCGGCUCUUCCUAUGAUGGCGUGGCCGUCAAUGAUGUCAUCUAUAGUGCAAGGACAGCUGUAGAAGAAUUAUUGGGAAAUGGAAUUUAAUGGUGAGGCAACAACUUGACCUUGUAAUAUAUUUCUUAACUGUACAACAGUGUUGGGAAGGGUAUUUUAUAUUUUAUAAGAGUAUUUUGUCAUAUCUGGAGAUUAUACACAAAUUAAUUUACAAUGCAUCUCUGAAGACCUCCCAAUCUUGGAUGCAGGUGAACAGGCGCUUUGGGAGUGAGUAGCGGCUCAUUUGCAUGAGAAAGCUGCUUUCAAACAGGUGUAAAGGAAGUGAAAAGUGCGCUGCAAUUCUUGAGCCUUGCGGUAGAUUCAUCAAAGCGUGUAACAGAUGUGAUUAGACACCUGGGAGCUCUUGUGAUGGGGUGCAAAAAUUACGUCUCCUUUUUGAGCAUCUUCAAGGUUGCGACUUUCUCAAGAAAAUGAGUUAAGUGAAGCAAAGUCAUCACUUCUGAAGAGAAGUGGACGAAUACUGCAUUUUCUGACCUCAGCUUUGAAUAAAGUUAUGAAUGUACAACUUGGAUUAGAUUGUGUGCUGA
Molecule: messenger RNA, 2090 nt
Organism: Hippocampus comes (tiger tail seahorse)
Lineage: Eukaryota; Metazoa; Chordata; Actinopteri; Syngnathiformes; Syngnathidae
Gene: ppox
Product: protoporphyrinogen oxidase
Exons: 13
Coding region: 163-1593 (476 amino acids)
Biological process (GO): heme biosynthetic process
Cellular component (GO): mitochondrial inner membrane
Molecular function (GO): protoporphyrinogen oxidase activity, oxygen as acceptor
Source: RefSeq, a predicted model, not a curated record